CGUCCUCCUCCUAGUCAUGAACACCUUCAUCAAUGUUUAAGAACCUCUUUCUUCUAAACCAAGCAAUAUCUAUUUAUGGAUAAGAGAAGGGAGAAUGCUGGAUGGACUCCAGUUCCACAGUUCGGAGGGUGGGACCAAAAAGGACCAAAUGAUGCUACAAACUACUCGGUUGUCUUCUCCCAAGCUCGCGCUAAUAGGAAGCAGAAUAAAGCUGGUGUGAGACAUUCUAGUUUGGGAAGCGAACAAGAACUCAUGGCAAGUGUUCGUCGCAACCACCAGCAACUUCACCAUCGCCAUGAAACCCAAGAUGAUGACCCUGUCAUGAAGAAGAAGAGGAUCUUGACCUACAUAAAUUGUUGUCCAAGAGAAUUAGGUGGUGCUCUAGAUCUUAUAAAUCAAUACAAGUUGUUGCCACACCAUGAAUUCUUUUGCAAGAGAUCACUUCCCGAGUCACUUUCAGAUGCUCAUUAUCUUCAUAAUUUGGUUGGAGACACCGAGAUUAGAAAAGGAGAUGGAAUGCAAUUGGAUCAGCUUAUUCCCAAUGCAUCACUUAGCAGCCGCGAUUCCAAUGCUCGUAUCCAACCUUUUGUUUUAGAUGAACUUAAGGAGGCUUUUGAGCUUAAUGAUACAGCUCCAGUUGAAUUGCCUCCAGCAGAAAAGGGAGCUCCUACCACUGCGUCAAAAUCAAAAAGUGAGUCAAAAGAUAAGGACAGGAAGCAUAGAAAACAUAAAGACAAGAACAAGGAGAAAGAUAGGGAACAUAAGAAGCACAAGCACAGGCAUAAAGAUAGGAGCAAAGAUAAGGAUAAGGACAAGGAUCGAGACAGAAAGAAGGACAAAAGUGGGCACCAUGAUAAGAAAAGGAAGAACAAUGGGACUGAAGAUCUUGAUGACGUUCAGAGGCACAAAAAGAGUAAGCAUAAGAGCUCAAGGCUUGAUGAGAUGGGAGCCAUGUAGGUUGGAGGCUGAAGCCGGGGACACUCUCAUUUUUGUAUUGCACACCCAAGGUGUCAUGGAGAGGUUUAGAAGCAGCUAACUUUGUUAGGUUUAAUCUCUAAAUAAAAAUUUCAUUGUGGG
This is a messenger RNA of Arabidopsis arenosa, 1077 nucleotides long. The record is from the annotation of a GenBank genome assembly. Lineage: Eukaryota; Viridiplantae; Streptophyta; Magnoliopsida; Brassicales; Brassicaceae.